AUGACUUUUACAUCGGACGAUAGCCAAGGUGACGGAGCUAGGACCAAUACAGCUAUCCUUUUAGUUGUUGGGACCGGAGGAUUUACGCACGCGGCGCCUGUCCUUGAGCUGGGUCGCAUCUUGUCGGCUCGUGGUCAUCGCGUGGCUUUAGCAACUCACCAAGGUCAGGAAAAGUGGAUCGAGGGCACUUCGUUCGGCUUCUUGUCCGGUGUCUACACUAUGGGGCCGCCUAUGGAUGCUGAAACUGAGUCUGCUCAUUAUCUCCAGAUGCAGAAUUCCGACAUCAGGAAGAACUACCGUGAUUAUUUCCGCCCGAAAUUCAACGUGGAUGCUUUCUGGGCCUCGGACUAUUCCUUUCUCAAGGAUAUUUGCAAAGACUUCAAACCUGAUGUGAUAGUGGCUGACUUCUUCGUCGAUUCUGCUGUCCGGGAUAUCAAGCACCAGACCGGAAUCCCAAUUGCUACCGUUUGGCCUCAAAUGCCGUACGCUAUGGUUGGCGCUUCGUACAUCCCAGGGCUUCCAGGAUUUCAGGUCGACGCGCUAACAAGCGAGCAUGCUUCUGUUUGGACGAGGAUACGCGCCGCUUGCCGACCCCUACGAGCACUGUCAGCCGUCAUUCCAUAUCUUAGGUUCGUACGAGAAAUGCGGCGGAAAGCUGGUGUCAACUACACCUUGCCAAUCCUGAAGAAGCCUGACUAUCUUGUGCUUGUUAAUUCUUUUUGGGGCCUUGAAACCCCAAAAGACCUACCCCCACUUGUUGCUCCUAUUGGGCCUAUUCUACCCGAAGAAUUCGAGCCCCUCAAUGGCCCUCUUGAGGCGUUCUUCGCAGAUCAUCGUCGUGUGAUGUACGUUUCUUUCGGGACCCAUAUCCAAGUAGCCCCACACGAUAUCGAGAAAUUUGUCGCAGCAUUCUCAGAACUCCUCAAGGAGGGACUCAUCGACGGCAUCAUCUGGGCAGCCAAUGACGUCCAAUGCAAACUCUUCGUUCGUGAUCAGACCCUGCGUUACGGGAAGUCCAAGAUAGGAGAUAUUCUCGAUAAUCGCCAUCCUUCAUGGUUCUUUACACCUUUUGCGCCUCAGCGGGCCGUCCUGGCCCGCAAUGAAACCGUCCUAUUCGUGACGCAUGGGGGUGGUAGCAGCGUGAACGAGGCUACAUUCCACGAAACCCCCAUGUUAAGCGUAGGGUUCUUCUUCGACCAACUACUGAAUGGAUUACGUAUUCAAGAAGCAGGGGUAGGCCUGGCGCUUGACAAGGCAGAUUUCUCCGAAAAUGAGAUCUUGGAGAAGUCGCGUGUUUUGCUGCAAGAUGAGAAUGGUACGAUCGCGCAGGAUGUGCGCCGCAUGGGCCACAUCGCUCAAAUCUCGGGUCGGAAGAAGGAAUUCGGAGCCGAUUUGAUUGAGGAAGUGCUCUAUGACCACCUCUUCAGCUUAGCUGAUGAAAGUGGUCACAGGCGUCGACCGAUGCAUCUGCAGACUGCCGAUGCGAGGAUGUCUGCGUGGAAGGCCCAGAACUGGGAUUUGACAAGUCUCGCAAUAGCUUCGACCGCAGUUGUGGGAUACCUAAGCUGGAAGAUGGUCGGCAUGCUUCGCACACGAGCUUAA
Annulohypoxylon maeteangense is the source of this 1602-nucleotide messenger RNA. RefSeq lists its product as uncharacterized. The transcript is spliced from 2 exons. NCBI's taxonomy places the organism in Eukaryota, Fungi, Ascomycota, Sordariomycetes, Xylariales, Hypoxylaceae. The record is from RefSeq and is a predicted model, not a curated record. The coding region runs from base 1 to 1602 and encodes 533 amino acids. Gene Ontology annotation, molecular function: UDP-glycosyltransferase activity.